Molecule: messenger RNA, 1465 nt
Organism: Lates calcarifer (barramundi perch)
Lineage: Eukaryota; Metazoa; Chordata; Actinopteri; Centropomidae
Gene: agxta
Product: alanine--glyoxylate and serine--pyruvate aminotransferase a
Exons: 11
Coding region: 200-1375 (391 amino acids)
Cellular component (GO): peroxisome
Molecular function (GO): L-serine:pyruvate transaminase activity; L-alanine:glyoxylate transaminase activity
Source: RefSeq, a predicted model, not a curated record
AAAGCAUCAAACUACCUGAGCUCAGAAAGCAGUGAGUGUUGACAGAAGAAGAGGAGAUAAAAGCAGGGAAUGUUGUGACACACUCCUGACCUGAAGGCCUCACUGGUCAGACAGAGGGGGUGUGCUCAGCUGGGGCUUUACUUGAUUUGUUUCCACUGGCUCUUUGUGAUUUUGCUGUGCCUGUCGCACCGUUGGAAACAUGUCGUCUGUCUCUGUACCUCCACCAAAAUGUCUGCAGAAACCGCUGUCGGUUCCACAUCGUCACAUGUUUGGACCAGGACCUUCCAACGUUCCUCCUCGCAUCUUGGAGGCAGGGGCCAAUCCUGUCAUUGGACACAUGCACCCAGAGAUAUUUGAGAUAAUGAGUGACAUCAAAAGUGGAGUCCAGUACAUGUUUCAGACUCAGAACAGUAUGACUUUAGCUGUGAGUGGCACUGGCCACACUGCUAUGGAGUGUGCCAUCUUCAACACAGUGGAGCCUGGGGAGAAUGUGCUGACUGCAGUGAAUGGCAUAUGGGGAGAGCGAGCAGCAGAGAUGGCAGAGAGGAUAGGUGCCAGAAUAAAUACCAUUGUGGCACCUCCUGGGGGCUUCUUCACUAAUGUAGAAAUUGAACAGGCCUUAUCAAAAUACAGGCCAGUCCUGUUCUUCCUUGCACAUGGUGAAUCUUCAACAGGAGUCCUGCAUCCUUUAGACGGCAUCGGACAGCUGUGUCAUAAGUAUAACUGCCUGUUUCUGGUAGACUCUGUGGCUUCCAUGGGAGGAGCUCCUCUAUACAUGGACCAGCAAGGGAUAGACAUCUUAUACACAGGCUCUCAAAAGGUCCUGAAUGCCCCACCGGGUACUGCACCCAUCUCCUUCAGUGAGAGAGCAUGUCAGAAAAUAUUCAACCGAAGGACAAAGCCUGUGUCAUUCUUCUUGGAUUUGAGUUGGCUUGCAAACUACUGGGGAUGUGAUGGCAAACCAUCGAGAAUAUAUCACCACACAGGUCCAGUCUCUGCUUUUUACUCUCUGCGGGAGAGUCUGGCUGUCCUUGUGGAAGAGGGUGUGGAGAAGUCCUGGGAGAGACAUCAACAAGUGGCUGAAUAUUUCCAUGCAGGCCUAGAAAGCAUGGGUCUCAAACUUUUUGUCAAAGAAAAAAAAGCAAGACUGCCUACAGUUACCACUAUUGUUGCUCCUCAUGGGUAUGACUGGAAAGAGAUCACAACCUACAUCAUGAAAACACAUAAUCUGGAAAUUUCUGGAGGACUUGGACCAUCAGUUGGCAUGGUGUUGCGUGUGGGAUUGAUGGGAUGUAACAGCAGCAAGGCCAAUGUUGACAUGGUGCUGGCAGCACUGAAGGAUGCUCUGAAACACUGCCACAAGAGCAAAGUGUGACAUGGUGUUGUUGGAUGUUGGAAUCUUGAAUCUGUGCUACUAUUAUAAGCAAGAGAUUAUGUAUAAGAAAUAAAUGAUUAUUCUCAGUAA